Molecule: messenger RNA, 817 nt
Organism: Camelina sativa (false flax)
Lineage: Eukaryota; Viridiplantae; Streptophyta; Magnoliopsida; Brassicales; Brassicaceae
Source: RefSeq, a predicted model, not a curated record
AUGAAUCAGAUACAGAUAGUGAGGAGUCAGAUGUUAGUGGGUCUGAUGGAGAGGACACUUCAUGGAUAUCUUCGUUCUGUAAUCUACGAGGGAACGAGUUCUUUUGUGAAGUUGAUGAUGAUUACAUUCAAGAUGACUUCAACUUGUGUGGACUCAGCAGUCUAGUUCCUUACUAGGAGUACGCUCUUGAUUUGAUCUUGGAUGUUGAAUCUUCUCACGGUUAAUGCGGCAAAAAGUGUCCUUCAGAAGCCCAUCAGCUUGAUCCAAGGUCCACCUGGCACGGGUAAAACUGUGACUUCUGCAGCAAUUGUGUAUCACAUGGAAAAACAGGGCCAGGGACAGGUUCUCGUUUGUGCCCCAAGUAAUGUUGCUGUAGACCAACUAGCUGGAAAAAUUAGUGCUUUUGGCUUAAAGGUUGUUCGCCUUUGUGCAAAAUCAAGGGGAGCUGUAAGUUCUCCAAUUAAGGACUUAUCACAGUAAGACUUGUCAUAUAAUUGUCUCCAAGUAAGGCAAGCAUGUGUUUAUCACUGUAAGUCUUGUUGUCAUAUAAUUGUCCCCAAGUAAGGCAAGCAAGUGUUUAUCACAGUAAGACUUGUCAUGUAAAUUGUCCCCAAGUAAGGCAAGCAAGUGUUUAUCACAGUAAGACUUGUCAUGUAAAUUGUCCCCAAGUAAGGCAAGCAAGUGUUUAUCACAGUAAGACUUGUCAUGUAAUUGUCCCCGCAAGGCAAGCAUGUAUUCAUCACAGUAAGACUUGUCAUAUAAUGUUGCCUAAGAAUGUGAAUGAAGCAGAGAUAUAUGUCCUUAAGCAUGUGUUUAA